AGAAGACGACCUUGGCCUUUUUCACCUCUCCAGCUUGAAAAUGCCACGAUAUGAUGAUCGAUCUGCCAGUACUCGUCUCUAUGUUGGUCAUCUGGCAUCUCGUACAAGAUCUAGAGACCUUGAAUACCUCUUCAGCAAAUAUGGAAGAGUACGAGAUGUGGAUAUGAAGCGCGACUAUGCAUUUGUUGAAUUUAGUGAUCCUCGAGAUGCUGAUGAUGCCAGAUAUCACUUGGAUGGUAAGGAAUUUGAUGGCAGCCGUAUUGUUGUAGAGUUUGCUAGGGGGGUACCUCGUGGUUCUCGAGAAUAUAUGAGCAGGGGUCCUCCUCCAGGCUCUGGACGUUGCUUUAAUUGUGGCAUAGAUGGCCAUUGGGCUCGAGAUUGCAAAGCUGGAGACUGGAAGAAUAAAUGUUAUCGUUGUGGAGAGAGAGGCCAUGUAGAGAGGAACUGCAAGAGCAGUCCCAAGAAACUGAGACGUGAUCGGAGUUACUCUAGAUCACCAGCUAGAUCUCACUCUCCUCACCGUGGUAGAAGUCGUAGCCCUAGUUACAGCAGAGGUCGAAGUUACAGUCGAUCAAGAUCUCCACCAAAGAGAGAACCAAGUGUUGAGAACGAGGACAGGUCCCUGAGCCAUGAGCCGAAGAAUGGUGUUGCCUCCAAGAGUAGGAAGCACAGCCUAACGCCAGAUGAUGGCAGCUCACGCCCUUCUCCCAAAGCCCAGAAACUGGAUGACCUGCAAGACAGACCAGAAUAUAGUGGUAGCCCGAGGAGGAGCAGAAGCCCUGAAAGACAGAGCCCUGGAGACAUGAGAUAUGGUAGUGCAGCUCAAACUAAUGGUCGCAGCUGCAGUCCCAGUCCUAGGGAUGAAGGAAGCCCUGUUGAUAAUUAGGAGGACAACCGGAACACUGCAAGAGGCAGCGGGUCACCCUAGAAGUAUGGCAUAAUGGAGAUGGAAGUUCUUCGGUUGCACAUGCUCAUCUGCAACACCUUGCGUUUUCCUGUUCGAUUUGAGCAAUUGUAAUCAGUUGAUAUGCUUCAGUAAGUACGAAAUUGUACUGAACUGAAGGGCUUGACUUGAAUUGAGGAAGCAUAUUUUGAAUUUUCUGUAUUGGGAGCUAGACUUGUUAAUUGAUUUGAUAAUUUUACUUUUUU
Manihot esculenta (cassava) is the source of this 1149-nucleotide messenger RNA. RefSeq names its product serine/arginine-rich splicing factor RS2Z32. Gene Ontology annotation, molecular function: mRNA binding; zinc ion binding. Bases 41 to 886 code for a protein of 281 amino acids. Gene Ontology annotation, cellular component: nuclear speck. Gene Ontology annotation, biological process: mRNA splicing, via spliceosome. The record is from RefSeq and is a predicted model, not a curated record. The transcript has 7 exons. NCBI's taxonomy places the organism in Eukaryota, Viridiplantae, Streptophyta, Magnoliopsida, Malpighiales, Euphorbiaceae.